AUGGCAAAAGGAGAAUACGUCGCGAGUCCGUUGCGGCGGAUAGUGCUGGCCCCCGAAGACAUUAACGAGCUUCAAGUUGUCGCGAAUGCUAUCCUCGAAGCAAACCUGGAACGGUAUCAGCAUUUCACGGAUGUUGACAACAGUAAAAUUAACUCCAACGGGUGGAAAUAUAUCAAGAGCAAAGACCAAAUCAAAGUGUACGCUGAACGUCGACAGAAGCGACGACGCUCGGCCUUCCAGUCUGCUCCGCUCAUUAACGCAGACCCAGAACUGCAGUCAAUGCUGUGCGUUGGCUCGACUCCUGGGACGCUGGACGAUGUCAUGCUCGGCAUAUUAAGCCCGACUCUCGAAUCUGCGCGUACUAAGACUUCGUUCAUUGACGACCGCAGCGGAUCUGCACUGCUCUCUGUCGCCAAAGCACCUACAACGGAGGAGCCGUUCCAGUCCGUUGUGGUAAACUGGAUGGAGCUGGAUGUCCGUCGUCGCUCCAUGGGGAUUGUCAAGAACCGCGACUACAUUUACGUUGAAGCUACGGGGAUGAAGUUGAUGCUGAAUGGUGCUCGACUAGGCUACCGCCUCAUGCACUCUGUGGAUUUCCCGCAAGCUCACCUCUUGGAAGGACGAGUCCGUGCGAAAUUAUCCGUGUGCUGCUUCUUUCGCCAAGAGACCGAGUCAUCAGUGUCCGUCUACAUGAUGGGGAUGAUGGAUCCGAUGAGCGACGGUGUUCGUCGUAUGGUAGUACCGUGUUUUGUCAAGAGAAUGCUGUCACCACUCAAGUACGCUCACUAUGGAGAAAUGAAGAAGCUGACGCAGGCUCUGGGCGAACGGUAUGCUGAGCUGAAGACGCUCAAGACUCGAGACCCUGAUCAUAACUGUGUGGCUUGUAAGAAACAUUUGGGACGUCUGGGAAAACUCGUGGGUCACCACAGCACAUGCAAACUGUGCUUCAAGUACGUCUGCAAUUCGUGUCGAGUAGAAAAAGAGAUGAGCUUCGUGACGCUUGACCUCAAGAUGACUCAGCGGAAAGUCACGUUUUGCCCCUCUUGUGUGAAUGAUGCGACAGUGGAAGCUCCGCCAGAGUUGCCCGAUGUAGAAAAUCGAAGCCAAGCUGUCAACUACCAACGCAACAACUCGGUUGGAUCUUCGGUGUCGUCAGGCUGGGGAACCCUGCUCGACAGUGAGCCCCAGCAGAUUUCUUUAUAAUGCUUCUUGUUAGAUGAUAAAUUUCAACAAAUUGAGUG
Messenger RNA from Phytophthora nicotianae INRA-310, 1241 nucleotides. RefSeq lists its product as hypothetical. NCBI's taxonomy places the organism in Eukaryota, Oomycota, Peronosporomycetes, Peronosporales, Peronosporaceae. The transcript has a single exon. The record is from RefSeq and is a predicted model, not a curated record. Bases 1 to 1203 code for a protein of 400 amino acids.